CACGAAUCAUAUGCGAGCAUUAUACCACUCGGCUACGUGCCUCCCCUCAGCACUGUGACAAGACAUUAGUGUGAACUCGGCUACUUCACCAGUCUGAUCCAAUAGAGAUUUUCAUAAACCGACCACGAAUCAUAAGCGAGCAUUAUACCACUAGCCUACGUGCCGCCCCUCAGCACUGUGACAAGACAUUAGUGUGAACUCGGCUACUUCACCAGUCUGAUCCAAUAGAGAUUUUCAUCUGGAGGCUCGCUCAGUGAAGGCAAGAGCCGCGGUUGUAUUACAGAGCCAGUUGGACACGACUGACUGGAGUGUGGGAGUCUCACUGGCAAUGGACUUAUCCUUUUUAACUGCGAAAUGAAAAUACCAUCAUUAUUGUGAUGGACGUCGCGUGUCAAAGAAAGGUAUAUACUUAAGUGAAGGGAAUAUAUUCAAAUGAUACGGAUUACGACGGAUACAGAAUCUAACAGAGGCAGACCAUGAAACAAAGGCCAAACUACUUUGAUAAUAAACUACAUGUACAAGGAAUUAAUGUCAGAGAGAAAAACAGAGGCUGCCAUCUUUAAGUACAACAAGAUACGGUCAAUUUGUGAAGUCAAGGAGUAGGUGGAUUAAUCAAUGAUAUACGUAACAGUUUAGAAGAUGAGACUCUAAUUUGUGAAAACAUCAACUAACAUUGUAUUAAAUAAUAUAAAAAACAGCUGAAAUUGUCUACGUUAAAACUAGGAAAGGAUGUAAAAGGAUGUGAAGCUAGGAAUGGAUUUCUUUGAAAUGAUGGAAAAUAAAAUGUGUCAGGACUUUUCAAUUAGUGUUUAACUAUUUAAUGAUAAACAUCACCUGAAAACUUUUCAAGACAUAAACUGGCAAUUCCAGCAGCAGCAGUAAAGAAUGAAAAUAACCUAUGUUUGCAUAACAACAUACUGAGUACUUCAUUGUCAACAUGACAGGAAUGUUUGGGAACGUUACCACGGCUACGAUGGAAACCACCAACCGGACGUGUGACCACGAACCAUGUAUCUCCAGCACGGUGAUGCUGACCGCGGAGUGGCUGACCAUCAUCCUGGCAACGCUCGGCUUUGUGGGAAACCUGCUCACCGUGUUGGCCAUCAUCACGUCCAACCUCAAGUGCAACAUCAACUGCAUCCUCAUCGGCAACCUGAGCGCUGCACAGAUCGUGUAUUGUGGUUCCGUGCUGCCGCUGCAGGCGCUCAUCUUCCACACGCACGGCUGGCCGCUUGCCGAGGAAGUGUGCAUUAUGAACUCGGCCGUGCGCAUCUGGCUGAUCGGCGUCAACAUGAUGCUGCUGAGCGCCAUCGCCCUGUACCGCUUCCUGCACAUCGUGCACCCGCAGACGUACUCGCGUUUCUCCGCCCGUGGCCCCUUCAUCAGCAUUGUCGUGCUGUGCUGGCUCUUCUCCCUCGUGUUCUGCCUGACGCCCGUCAUCCACCUGUGGGGCUCGUUCUCCUUCCACGCCACCAUCCUCCAGUGCACCUUCACGCCUUCCAAGCAAAAGUCCCACAAGGUGACCACCAUCACGCUCGGCUUCGUCAUCCCCUGCAUCUUCAUAGUGGUGUGCUACGCCAGGAUCGGCUGCGUGGCCUACAUAUCGCGCAAGCGGGUGGCGCGCACGGCCAGCCAGUACCGCAGACACAAGUCUCAGAAAGACUCGCUGCGUCUGACGGCCAUGAUGUUGUGUAUAUUCUGCCUGUUUCUCAUCGGCACCACUCCGUAUUUUGCCGUCAACAUCCUGGACCCAGCGUUCAUGAAUCCGAUGGCACACAUCUGGGCCCCGUUCAUGGCCUGGUUUAUGUACUGUAUGAACCCUGUUGUCUACACUGUCAUGGACCACAACUUCCAGACCGCGUUCAGGAGACUGCUCACAUGUGACGUCUGUAGGGACGGCAACAAGCGCAGCUGUGUGGCCGGGAACUCAUCCAUCGCAGAAUCCUCACACGCACAACACUGAAACAGUGACCCCAGGGUUUAUCACUAGUCUUUCUAGCUCUCAAAUACAUAACACCAAGCAUUCCCGAGACGAAAAGCAGACUGAAUCUAAACCAUAAAUAUGAACGUCAAAAUUCCCAACUUUCUUUAACUUACAUGUAGAAACAAAGAGUCUAUAGCUAAUUUUAUGUUUAUGAAAUCAACAAUCUUAAAAUUCUGAUUUUAACUGAAAUUAUUCAAAUUUAAACAAAUUCACUACCAUGGACGUGAAGUCGAAUUUCGGAGAUAAGACCCAGGACUCAUAAGAGAACGGUUUUGUGUAUAUGCAGGAAAGUGUGAAACAAUAAAGUAAAUAUGAAGAUUUAAAUAAGAAUGAUCAGGCAAUUCUGUUGAGAUUCCUUGGAUAUAUACCACAUAACAAGUGAAAGUGUUGCUCGAGUUAAAGAUGUGACAUACAUGUACAUGAUUAUAAUUACAAAACCUGUAAUACAGUUGACCUACAUUCUGACUGAAUCACAUCAGAGAAAAACCAACGUUAUCCUUUGAGAACACGCAGAAAAUGAUGGAAUUACACAUGUAUCCUUGUAAGAGUGAAAAAAAAUCAUGUAGAUAUAUUUUGAAGUAUAUUAUUUAUAUUGAUUGUACAUGUGUAAUUAUUUUUUAAAAAGGUUUUUAAUUUUGGGGGAAUUUGUUGAUGUUAUAUAUCAAUAAAUUCUCCCCAAAUAAAAACAAUUCUGAUGUGAAAAUGUAUAUGUACGUGAAUUGGUUUGAACAUAAUUAAUAUAUUCAUGGUAAUGGUUUUACCCUCUGUACAUACCACCUCAACCCCAAAGACCAUUUCAAACAUGUUUCAAUUCCAGUGUUUUGCACAUGUGAUUGCAGCAUCAAUGACCAAAUAAAUAAUAGUGCUAUCAAUCAAGACUUUUCUUAUACGUCAUAACAUUAGAAUUAGUGAACAAUAUAGCUUCAAAACUAGCAAGAAAGAAAAAAUUCCCCAUCUGAAUCACAACAUUUUUAUUGUAACCAUCCAUUUCGUAUAUUACAUUGUAUGUUGACAUUUCAGAUGUGAGUGAGGUACAUGGUUAAAGGGUUAGUAAACUCAAACAUGAGCCUUUUGUUGGAAAGAUGCAUAUCCGGACCACCAACACAAUACUGACACUUUAACAAAUGAAAAAUGCAUAAUUUUAUAGUUAAUAAAAAAAAUGUGAUUAUUCGUGCGAACUGGGGGCAGCCAUUUUGUUUUGUUUUUGUGGCAUCCGGUACUAUAGCUUGAGGUGAAGUGACAUCAGCUCCUACCAACUCCUGUAUGCACAGUGCAAACAAAUGCUCUAAUUUACGACAAGGCACUUCGCUUUCAUCAAUCUGACUUGUGAAACAACAUAAAUGACUUGAUAGUAUGAUAAACUAUUCAACUUGCAUCAAACUUUCAAUUUUGCAUCAAUAGAAUGAAAUGGAGUUCAUUUAUUUUUCUAUCUCAAAAAAUCCAAAAAAAAAGAGAGAGCAUAUUAUUAGGCCUAUUGGAGCAAAAACGACCACUCACGAUACCCAAGUGAUAAUUUUAUUUACUUUGGGACUACGUAAUUGGUCAGUUUUGUGAUGGGAAAGUCUACUUAAUAAAGGGUUUUACAGAAUUAUUUACAGUAAUAAAGCAGGAUGGCUGAUAAUGACCAUUGCCAUUUUAGGGGUGGCAGAUUUAUCCCACAAUACCCCGUCAUCUUAAUAAAACUGGCACAUAUUUUUUGUGUGUCUAGAUAGCAGUAUUUAAUUAUUUUGACUGGAUACCUUCCAAAUAUACACCUGCAAAUCAUGAAUCACAGGUACAGGCCCGUAAUAUAUAAUAGUCGUCACAUUUAACCAUUUUAUUAAUUAAAUAUAUGAUUAUACUUGUUGAUAUUAAGCAAUAAUGGACAUUAUAAGUUUAUCGUUGAAUAUGUAUACCAAUUCAAAAGCCUUGCAUGAGCAUUCCUUUAAUUCAGUGUCUCACAAGUAUUUUUAUAAGAAAUGUGGUAUGCAGGCCAACACAGAAAUAUAAUAACUUAGUCCACACAUACUUCUUGUGAAAACAUUACUUAGCCCUCCCAUCCUAUCUGCUCGUUUAAACUAUCUGUCAAUGAACACUUUAUCAUACUGUAAGGAACCAAUGUUUAAACUAUCUGUCAAUGAACACUUUAUCAUACUGUAAGGAACCAAUGUUCAAACUAUCUGUCAAUGAACACUUUAUCAUACUGUAAGGAACCAAUGUUUAAACUAUCUGUCAAUGAACACUUUAUCAUACUGUAAGGAACCAAUGUUUAAACUAUCUGUCAAUGAACACUUUAUCAUACUGUAGGGAACCAAUGUUUAAACUAUCUGUCAAUGAACACUUUAUCAUACUGUAGGGAACCAAUGUUUAAACUAUCUGUCAAUGAACACUUUAUCAUACUGUAGGGAACCAAUGUUUAAACUAUCUGUCAAUGAACACUUUAUCAUACUGUAAGGAACCAAUGUUUAAACUAUCUGUCAAUGAACACUUUAUCAUACUGUAAGGAACCAAUGUUUAAAUGAAUGCAAUCUUGGCAUAUACUGGUACUGUUAAACAGGAUGAAUUAAUUUCCAAAAUCUACUGUGUUUUUUUGUUUUUUUUUUAUAUAAACUGUUAUGCCCCAAACAAAAAUACAUGCUUGCGGCUAGGUUGUUGCAAGGUAGUUACAAGGUUAUU
Gigantopelta aegis is the source of this 4639-nucleotide messenger RNA. Its product is annotated as protein trapped in endoderm-1-like. The coding region runs from base 938 to 1963 and encodes 341 amino acids. Gene Ontology annotation, molecular function: G protein-coupled receptor activity. The transcript has 2 exons. Gene Ontology annotation, cellular component: membrane. Gene Ontology annotation, biological process: G protein-coupled receptor signaling pathway. The record is from RefSeq and is a predicted model, not a curated record. NCBI's taxonomy places the organism in Eukaryota, Metazoa, Mollusca, Gastropoda, Neomphalida, Peltospiridae.